UGCUUCCUCGCUUCCUUCCUUCCUCGCUUCAUUCCUUCCUUGCUUCCUCGCCUCUCUCUUUCAUCGCUUCCUUCCUUCCCUCCUUGCUUCCUUGCUUUCUUCCUUCCUCGCCUCUUCUUUUCUUGCUUCCUUCCUUCCUUGCUUCCUCGCUCCCUUCCGUCCUCGCAUCUUUCCUUCCUCGCUCCUUCCUACAUUGCUUCCUUGCUUCCUUCCUUCCUUGCUUCUUCGCUUCCUUCCUUCCUCGCUUCCCUCGUUCCUUCCAUGUUUUUUCCUUCCUCGCUCCCUUCUUUCCUCCUUCUUUGUUUCCUCGCUUUCUUCAUAAAUUUCUUCCUCACUUCCUUUCCUCCGUCCUUCCUUGCUUCAUUCCUUCCUUCCAUGGUUCCUCGCUUGCUUUCUUCCUUGCUUCCUCGCUUCCUUCUUUCCUUCCUUCCUCGCUUCCUUCCUUCCUCACUUCCCUCUUUCAUUCCUUGCUUCCUUCCUUCCUCCUUCCUUGCUUCCUCGCUUCCCCCCUCGCUUCCAUCUCUCCUCCUUCCUUGCUUCCUCGCUUUCUUCUUUCCUUGCUUCCUCGAUUCCUUCCUUCCUCACUUGCAUCCUCCCUUCCUUGCUUCCUCCCUUCCUAACUUCCUUCUUUU
Messenger RNA from Owenia fusiformis, 632 nucleotides. NCBI's taxonomy places the organism in Eukaryota, Metazoa, Annelida, Polychaeta, Sabellida, Oweniidae. The record is from the annotation of a GenBank genome assembly.